Nematolebias whitei (Rio pearlfish) is the source of this 360-nucleotide messenger RNA. RefSeq names its product low density lipoprotein receptor adapter protein 1. Lineage: Eukaryota; Metazoa; Chordata; Actinopteri; Cyprinodontiformes; Rivulidae. The transcript has 3 exons. The record is from RefSeq and is a predicted model, not a curated record. The coding region runs from base 1 to 360 and encodes 119 amino acids.
AUGGAUGCUCUGAAAUCUGCCGGCAGAGCCAUCAUCAAGAGCCCCGGCGUCCCGCGGCACACCUGGGGAACUACCAAGCAUGAAAAGUUGCCAGAGAACUGGACUGACACCAAGGAGACGUUGCUGGAGGGGAUGGUGUUCAAUGUAAAAUACCUGGGUAUGACUCUGGUGGGCCAGCCUAAAGGAGAGGACAUGGCCUCAGCUGCCAUCCACAGAAUCGUUGCAACGGCCAGAGCCGGUGCCAAGAAGUUUCGGAAAGUAACGCUGACUGUGUCACCAAAAGGCAUUAUCAUCACAGAUACAGAGACUGCAGAUCUUAUAGAGAACGUCUCCAUAUACAGGUACAUCUCAACUCUGUGA